AUGCCACAGCGAGACGUCUAUAACCCAUUGCUAUUUGAGAUUGCAUGGGAGGUUGCAAACAAAGUGGGCGGCAUUUAUACCGUUAUCAAAACCAAGGUUCCUGUGACGGUACAUGAGUUUGGUGACCGAUAUUGCUUGAUCGGCCCACUAUCAGCAGGCGCACCUAUGGAGGUUGAGUCUCUUGAACCACCAGCAGGCCAUAUCAGGGACACAUUGGAAAUGAUGGCGGGUCAAGGGGUGCGUUAUCUUUUUGGACGAUGGCUUGUGGAAGGUGCUCCCUAUGUUUUGCUUUUUGAUACAGCCAGCGUAUCUCAUAAGCUUGAUGAGUGGAAAGGUGAUCUUUGGCGUGCAGCUGGUAUUCCUAGCCCUGAACACGAUUUUGAGAUGAACAACUCGAUCCUUUUUGGAUACCUUGUUGCAUGGUUCCUAGGUGAUUUGGCACCCAAAUUCAGUGCUGACCCAGAAGCAUCAUCAUCUGCCAUGGUGAGGAGUCCAACAGUGAUUGCUCAUUUCCAUGAAUGGCAAGCCGGUGUUGCAAUUCCAUUAUGCAAGAGCCGUCGCAUUGACGUAACCACCAUCUUUACUACUCAUGCCACCUUGUUGGGUCGUUACUUGUGUGCAGGAUCAGUUGACUUUUACAACAACUUGCGUAACUUUAAUGUGGACAAGGAAGCAGGCGAUCGUGGUAUUUAUCAUCGCUACUGUGUUGAGCGUGCAUCAGCACAUUGUGCCGAUGUUUUCACCACCGUGAGCCAUAUCACUGCCUAUGAAAGUGAACAUUUGCUCAAGAGGAAACCAGACGGUGUAUUGCCGAAUGGAUUGAACGUCGUCAAAUUUUCGGCCGUCCAUGAGUUUCAAAACAAGCAUGCCCUUAACAAGGAAAAGAUCCAUGACUUUGUGCGAGGUCACUUUUAUGGUCAUUACGAUUUUGAUUUGGAAAACACGGUCUACUUUUUCACGGCAGGGCGAUAUGAGUUUAGAAACAAGGGCGUUGACAUGUUGUUGGAAUCACUUGCUCGUCUCAAUCACCGACUCAAGGCAGCUCGAUCCAACGUCACAGUGGUGACCUUCCUUGUCAUGCCUGCACCAACUCAUUCCUUUAAUGUCGAAGCACUCAAAGGCCAGGCGGUCACUAAGCAGCUGCGUGAAACUGUUAACGAUGUACAAGAUCGUAUUGGUCGCGAGAUUUAUGAACGAGCUUUGCGUGGAGAGGAACUUGAUCCCAAAGAUUGGUUGUCAGAUGAAGACAAGGUCCUUUUGAAACGGCGCAUGUUUGCACUCAAGCGAUCUGCAUUACCUCCCAUUGUGACCCACAACAUGGUAGAUGACAACCAGGACUCAGUCAUUGAUAAUUUGAGGAGAUUGCAACUUUACAACAAGCCUGAAGAUCGUGUCAAGAUCAUUUUUCAUCCCGAAUUCUUAAAUGCCAAUAACCCAUUACUUGGCUUGGAUUACGAAGAUUUUGUACGUGGAUGCCAUCUUGGUGUUUUCCCAUCAUAUUACGAACCUUGGGGAUAUACACCAGCCGAGUGUACGGUCAUGGGUGUGCCAUCCGUUACCACAAAUCUUUCAGGUUUUGGAUGCUUUAUGGAUGAAAAUAUAGAGAAUUGUGAGGAUUAUGGUAUUUACAUUGUUGAUCGUCGUCUCAAGUCAAUCGAGGAAUCGAUCCAACAAUUAUGCGAUUUCAUGUUUCGAUUCUGCCAAAAGACACGACGUCAACGUAUCAAUCAGCGAAAUCGUACCGAGCGACUAUCCGAUCUCCUUGAUUGGAAGAGAAUGGGUCUUGAAUAUAUGAAAGCGCGUCAACUGGCUUUGCGUCGUGUAUACCCCGACUCAUUCCUUGAUGAUGAUGAGGAUGAAGAGGAUAUUAUGCCGAUCCCUAUGAAAAUUCCCAAGCCGCUCUCCGCUCCUGCAAGCCCACGUUUACGUCGUCAGCUAAAUGGCUACUUUGACCAAAAUGAAGAGGAUGAAGAAGAUGAAGACCGUGCACCUAUUCGACUCAAGGAGUUUCCAGCAUUGAGACGUAACGCUGAUGCAUCCAGAGAAGAAGAACUCUUGCGAGAAGGCGACAUUGCCACCCUUAACAACUUGACCCUGGAAGACAAAAAACAGCGACAGCAUUGA
Lichtheimia ornata is the source of this 2124-nucleotide messenger RNA. RefSeq lists its product as uncharacterized. The transcript has 7 exons. The record is from RefSeq and is a predicted model, not a curated record. NCBI's taxonomy places the organism in Eukaryota, Fungi, Mucoromycota, Mucoromycetes, Mucorales, Lichtheimiaceae. The coding region runs from base 1 to 2124 and encodes 707 amino acids. Gene Ontology annotation, molecular function: alpha-1,4-glucan glucosyltransferase (UDP-glucose donor) activity. Gene Ontology annotation, cellular component: cytoplasm. Gene Ontology annotation, biological process: glycogen biosynthetic process.